GGCCCCGCCCCCCGCCAGGCCCCGCCCCCCGGCGCACGGCCGCCUCCGGCGCGCGCGCAGCAGCAACAGAUGGAACCUCGGACCCGGUGAGUUCCUGCUCCGGACCCGGACUGAGCCUCAUCGAUCAGUUCCGUCAGCGCAGGACAAUGGGACGACACGUGUUGUUGCUGAAUUAAGCAUAGAGAUCUGACGUCUGGAAAAAAAACAUCUGAUCAUCACAGGAAGUGUUGUUGUGAAGGGGUCAGAGGUCAGCAUGCAGAGCAUUAAGUGUGUCGUCGUGGGUGACGGUGCGGUGGGGAAGACCUGCCUCCUCAUCUCCUACACCACCGGCGCCUUCCCCAAAGAGUACAUCCCCACUGUGUUUGACAACUACAGCAGCCAGGUGACUGUGGACGGGAGGAUCAUCAGUCUGAACCUGUGGGACACAGCGGGUCAGGAGGAGUACGACCGGCUGCGGACCCUGUCCUACCCACAGACCAACGUCUUCAUCAUCUGCUUCUCCAUCUCUAGCCCUGCCUCCUAUGAGAACGUCAAACACAAGUGGUAUCCUGAGGUGUCUCACCACUGUCCUGGCGUCUCCUUGCUCCUGGUCGGGACGAAGAGCGACCUCCGCAAUGACGCGGAGACUCAGAGGAAACUGAAAGAGCAGAACCAGGUGCCCGUCACCCACCAGCAGGGCGUGGCUCUGGCCCGGCAGAUCCAGGCCGUCCGCUACCUGGAGUGCUCUGCCCUCAACCAGGACGGCAUCAAAGACGUGUUCACCGAGGCCGUGCGGGCCUUCCUCAACCCGCAGCCCGCCGUCGCCAAGAGGCCGUGUGUGCUGCUGUGACCCGACGGGUUCAGAGUGGGUGGAUGAGUCCUAAAGUUCUUGACGAACUGUAAAAUGUUUGAAUGUUCAAUGUUUGCUAAGAUCAGAUUUUAUUUUAUUUAUUGGUGUUGGUUUCUGGCGUGGCUGUGAAUGUAGGCGCAAAGAAGAACAGAAAACAGAAAAGGAAGUUAAACCAACAUCCACAUCAAUAUCUCACUUUCGAUCUUUUACAAAACAUUUCAUUUGUUUUCAGUCAUGAUUGUUUUAAUAAACAGUCUUGGAUUCCCACGGGGCGGGGGGCAACAAAAAGGGAGGGACCAGAAGUUUUAUUCAGCUGCCGCGAUGACGUCACUAAAAUAUCCAACUGAGCGACUGUAACCACAAAAAAAAUUUGUCCAUGUUUUUACAAAUUUGUGUCAAAUUAAAAUAAAUAAACAUGUUUUGGUUUCUUUA
Messenger RNA from Thalassophryne amazonica, 1261 nucleotides. RefSeq names its product ras homolog family member Gb (gene rhogb). NCBI's taxonomy places the organism in Eukaryota, Metazoa, Chordata, Actinopteri, Batrachoidiformes, Batrachoididae. The record is from RefSeq and is a predicted model, not a curated record. The transcript is spliced from 5 exons. Gene Ontology annotation, cellular component: cell projection; cell cortex; cytoplasmic vesicle. Gene Ontology annotation, biological process: actin filament organization; cortical cytoskeleton organization; regulation of actin cytoskeleton organization. The coding region runs from base 254 to 829 and encodes 191 amino acids. Gene Ontology annotation, molecular function: protein kinase binding; GTP binding; GTPase activity.